AUGAAACCAACUCAGCCGAUGCAAACUAGUCCUCUUGUACCUAUCGGACAAUAUGGCGUAUGGAAAGGGUGGUGGGGAAAUAUUGACGGUGAGAAGCAAAAGGGCAUAAUCACACACAGCAUUGUCCCAACUCGCUUGAAUAUUUUGGCCGAGGCUGGCCAUGGUGCCGUGUUCAAUGUUUGGCGACGCUCUUUGAGCCAGGUGUGGUUUUUCGGUCCAUCAAUGAUCGCAGCCGGUGCAUUGUGCAUUGGGAAGAUUAAAGGCAUGACUACACGUGUCAAUUGA
Messenger RNA from Colletotrichum orchidophilum, 285 nucleotides. Its product is annotated as UcrQ family protein. The record is from RefSeq and is a predicted model, not a curated record. NCBI's taxonomy places the organism in Eukaryota, Fungi, Ascomycota, Sordariomycetes, Glomerellales, Glomerellaceae. The transcript is spliced from 3 exons. Gene Ontology annotation, biological process: mitochondrial electron transport, ubiquinol to cytochrome c. The coding region runs from base 1 to 285 and encodes 94 amino acids.